Messenger RNA from Prunus dulcis (almond), 2583 nucleotides. Its product is annotated as choline transporter protein 1. The record is from RefSeq and is a predicted model, not a curated record. Gene Ontology annotation, biological process: transmembrane transport. Lineage: Eukaryota; Viridiplantae; Streptophyta; Magnoliopsida; Rosales; Rosaceae. Gene Ontology annotation, molecular function: transmembrane transporter activity. The coding region runs from base 188 to 2287 and encodes 699 amino acids. The transcript is spliced from 10 exons. Gene Ontology annotation, cellular component: membrane.
UAUAUUCCAAAUCUUAAAACCCUUGGGGACCUUUCACACACUCGUAGCUCUACACACUCUGCUACUGUCUUUUCAUUUCUCUCUCUCUCUCUCUCUGUCUUUCUCCCUUUCUCUCUCUCUCCCUCUCUACGCUCUCAUUGUUGAAGACGAUUGACAGAGAAACAGUGUGUGGGCGUUUCAAAGAAAGAUGAGGGGUCCUUUGGGGGCAGUCAUAGGGAGGUACCCAUCAAGUGAUGGGAGUGAGCAAAUGGGUUCAAUCAUUAGGCACAACAGGAAAUGCAGGGACCUUGUGUUCCUUGUAAUCUUUAUAGCCUUCUGGGUUGCUAUGAUUGUUAACUCCAGCUUUGGAUUUAACCAAGGAAACCCAUUAAGGCUCACUUAUGGACUGGACUACAAAGGAAAUGUUUGUGGUGACAAGCAUGCAAAAGGUCUUCGUCAACUGGAACUCAAAUAUUGGUUAAAUCCUAACCAGGUUUACCUAAGUGGUUUGAAAGACAAUCAAUUCAAGUUGGCCAAUGCUCGGAGUAUAUGCUUAUUGGAUUGCCCUACCCCUUCUGAAGAUUCACUAAGUUGGGUGUGUGAUUAUCCUGAAGGAGAUAUCCGUCUUUCAAUGGAUGACUGGAUAGACAGGAAUUAUGAUUAUUAUGAGUUCCUUACACCAGAAAUGAGAAACACCUCUCUUCAACUUCAGGGUCCUUGUUAUCCUGUCAUAUUUCCAAGUGUAAAUGUUUAUUGGAGCUGCCAAUUUAUUGCUCGUCCCUCAAAUGUAUCUUUGAGGCAUUGGCAGCAAAUGGGUGGAGUGAAUAUCAAUGAGGACAUUAUUAUAGACAAAUCUAUUCACAGGUCCAUCAAUUCUCGGUCAUCUGUCUUAAAGAGAUACAUGGCUGAUAUUGGAAAGGCAUGGCCAGUGCUGAUUGUUUGUGGAGGAAUCUUGCCACUUUUUCUGUCAGUGAUUUGGCUGCUUCUGAUUCGUCAUUUUGUUGCUGCAAUGCCCUGGAUAACAGUCGGCCUCUUUAACAUUCUCAUAAUAGCAGUCACAAUGUUCUAUUACUUGAAAGCUGGAUGGAUAGGAAAUGAUGCCAUCUCUCCAAUCAUCGGUGAGCACGAUCCAUACAUUCGCAUAUCUGGAAGGGAGUUAACUCAUCUCCGUGCUGCUGCUGUAUUUAUGACCUUUAUUACUGUUGUUGCUGUUCUUACAUCAAUUGCUAUAGUCCGCCGCAUCCUUAUGGCAACAUCUGUCCUUAAGGUUGCUGCGAAGGUCAUAGGAGAAGCUCAAGCGCUCAUAAUAUUUCCAGUCAUUCCGUAUACCAUCCUUGCAAUUUUUUACAUGUUCUGGUUUUCAGCUGCUUUCCAUCUGUUCAGUUCUGGUCAAGUUGUCCAGAAUGACUGCAAUUUGAACUGCUGUGUUUAUGAUCUUUUGUCAAAACGAGUGAACUGUGAUCGUUGUUGCGGUUAUAGCAUUCAUUACACUCCUCAUAUUGGAGUUGCCAUCCUCUUCCACCUAUUUGGGGGUUAUUGGGCUACACAAUUUUUCAUAGCAUGCUCAUCGACUGUUAUUGCGGGUUCUGUUGCCUCUUAUUAUUGGGCUCGUGGUGAAACUUCACCGGAAAUUCCAUUUCUUCCAGUCUUUUCCUCCAUGAAACGGCUUGUGCGCUAUAACCUUGGGUCGGUUGCUCUUGGCUCUCUAAUUGUGUCAUUUGUGGAAUCAAUCCGCUUUAUGCUUGAGUCAAUUCGCCGCAGACUAAAAGUUGCUGGAACCACACCUGGUAACUGGUUUGGCAAGGCUGUGUACCAUACUUCGAGAUUUAGCCUGAGGUGUAUCGAGUGGACAAUCAAAUCGGCUAAUCGCAAUGCCUAUAUUAUGAUUGCUAUAACGGGUAAAAGCUUCUGUAAGGCUUCUGCAAUCGCAACGGAUUUGAUCUUUAGUAACAUCCUUCGGAUAGGGAGGGUAAAUGUGAUUGGAGAUGUUAUCCUAUUCCUUGGAAAAUUGUGUGUCAGCCUCUCAACAGCCCUUUUUGCGUUCCUUAUGUUGGAUACCCACAGAUACAGAUCUGCACACAACAAGAUCUCUUCUCCUCUGUUUCCUGUGUUGGUUUGUUGGGGUCUUGGUUAUGUGGUUGCCACUCUUUUCUUUGCAGUGGUGGAGAUGUCAAUUGAUACCAUCAUUCUUUCAUUCUGCCAGGAUUCUGAAGAGCACCAAGGGACCGCCCAAUAUGCUCCUCCACUUCUCAUUGAAACCCUAAAUGACCAAAAUGAGAUGCAGAGACUUACCCAAGGACCCCAAUGAUAUACUUAGAUGUAUAAUUUUCCUUCCUCAAACUUGCUUGAUGGAAUUUGAGAAUCCUUUUGUAAGGUGCUAUAGUCUAGCCUCCCAGUACGUACUCACCCUAGUCCUUGAAUUUUUGUGUUCUACCUGUAUAUAUUAUUCAAGUGUUAGGCGAAACCGAGAGGGAAAUGGGUGCCUCUAUAGAAGAUUGGAAUGUUCAUGAAUGCGAAUUUGAGACAUUUGAAAGAAAACUAUUGAAUUAGAGUAUAUGAAAUGUUAUAAAAAUCUAAAUGAAAACUGCUCAGCUUGCUUUUGAA